UUGAGGAAUUCCCUUCCAUCUUCCAUUCAGUUUGGGAUCCCUUUGUUGUGCUUAGAUUCCUGAUCUGUUGGAUGUUCUCCAUAUUAUGAUCUCCCCAAAAUAAACAUGGAGGCCAAAGCUGCCAGUGUUUGCGCUGCUGCUGCUGCUGUUGCUGCUGGUUUCUAUAUCUAUUUUGGACCAGCAACACCGGAAAGAAAAUCGAACAAAAGAGGAUUAUGCGCUGGACUGUACAAUAUUGGUAAUACUUGUUUUAUGAAUUCUAUUUUUCAGGGUUUAGCAUCAUUACAGUCAUUUGUCAUGUGGCUUGAAGGAUAUUGUUGGGAAUAUGGUGAAAAGAAAGAACAAGUCAGACUUGGGAAUGUAUUGGGGGAUCUUUURAAAGAGCUAAAUCUAGAAUGGAAUGACGACGAGGCUGCUUUGACUGCAAGACCUCUGAUUCAAGUAUUACAUCAUCAUGGAUGGGUAAUUACCCCUGACCAGCAGGAUGCUCAUGAAUUUUUUCAAGUUUUAUUCUCAACGUUGGAAGAUGAAAUGGGACAACUUCCAGCUGUACUUGACUUUAAUCGAAUUGCCACAUUUGAGAAAGAAAAAGAUGAAACAGAUGGAAGUGCAGUGCACAGAAAUCACACUCCAGUUCUUAGACGAUGCAGCAGACGGCGAAGUCCAUUCAGAGGUCUUAUUGCUAGUCAAUUAGUAUGCAAGACAUGUUUAACAAAGUCUCCUGUCAGGUUUGAUGGCUGUGAUAGUUUGUCACUUAGUUUACCUCCAACGAUACAGGUGAACAAGAUUGGAUUGAGCAUAGAGGAYUUGCUUAGACAGUUUGUAUGUUCWGAAACAGUAAAUGCUGUGGAAUGUAAGGAGUGUGCUCGAAAAGAGAAUCAACAAAAUGAAACAAAGUCUACCUUUGUUAAGCGCCUUACAAUUGGCAAGGUCCCUCAAUGUUUGUGUAUCCACAUUCAGCGCACAUAUUGGCACACUGAUGGAAUACCUUACAAGAAUACAAUGUAYAUCAAAUAUCCUGAAUAUCUCAACCUUGCUCCCUUUAUGUACAUGCCAGCAGCAUCGAGUCCAAGGAAGUUUCGACUUGAUGUUCCUUUUCCUUAUUCUGGUGCUAGUACUCCAGAAGGCUCAAUAACRCCUACCAAUACAAACGACCUCAAAGCUGAACUUGGUCAGCUAUUAACCAGCAGUUUGCUGUCUUCUUUUUCAUUUAGUCGACAAAAUUCUGAGACAAGGACGCGUACAGUAUAUAGAUUGACAGCUGUCACCGCCCAUCUUGGUGACGUCAACGACGGUCAUUACGUCACAUAUCGUCGAUUUGAACCAUCUAACAGCAGCAAGCCUUCUUUGUGGGUAUACACGUCUGAUGACGUUGUUGAAACAGCAACACUAGACCAAGUUUUAUCUUGCAAUGCAUACAUGCUAUUCUACGAGCGAUGUCCAGCAGGAUUUGAAUUUGAACCAUUGUUUGACAAAAUAGAUGAAGAGGUUACAAAGAAUUUUGGAUUUGCAGACGAUCAAGAUUGAAGGAAAACUGUCAGUGAGUUUGUUCAAUGACUUGUCCAAACUGAACACUUUUAUCAUCCUGACAGUUCUACUAGRCAAACUGAACCUCCAGUCAAUAUAAGCUACGAGAGAAACGACGAUUUUAGGCCUGGUUGUUUAAAGGCCGAUGGGCGUCAUAGGUUUUUGUAAUAGAUGAGCCCAGGGUAGCGUUCAUCGACUUUUAGAUAACCCCGCCCUGAUCCCAGUUGCAGAAAGGGUGGUAGCUGUAAAGCAUCCAAAACCUUCCCGCGGUAUAGACUGGACCUCUGCGAAAUAAUAUAUGAUAAGAAGAUAAAUUAAGAAGAUAAGGACUUCCUGAGCCUGGUGGAUUGUGGUUUUUAGUUUCCAGGCUAUACUUCAUUAAUGAAUUUGACUGUAUGACCAGAACAAGAACAAUAUAUGAACAAACAAUUAUGGUAUAUGGCAUUUCUGUACGAGAUGUUUUUUUACAGAUUAGUAGUAUUAUAGUAGUUUGGUGGAUCAAUGGGAUCAAUCUACUCAUCUAGAAUAAACAAUCUGUUUAUUUAAAAACAGUUAUUUAUGACAGUGAAUAAACCAUAACUCAAAG
Messenger RNA from Exaiptasia diaphana, 2113 nucleotides. RefSeq names its product ubiquitin carboxyl-terminal hydrolase 30 homolog. The record is from RefSeq and is a predicted model, not a curated record. Gene Ontology annotation, molecular function: cysteine-type deubiquitinase activity; cysteine-type endopeptidase activity. Gene Ontology annotation, cellular component: nucleus; cytosol. Bases 106 to 1527 code for a protein of 473 amino acids. The transcript has 12 exons. NCBI's taxonomy places the organism in Eukaryota, Metazoa, Cnidaria, Anthozoa, Actiniaria, Aiptasiidae. Gene Ontology annotation, biological process: protein deubiquitination.